Molecule: messenger RNA, 627 nt
Organism: Candida dubliniensis CD36
Lineage: Eukaryota; Fungi; Ascomycota; Pichiomycetes; Serinales; Debaryomycetaceae
Product: 5-formyltetrahydrofolate cyclo-ligase
Exons: 1
Coding region: 1-627 (208 amino acids)
Biological process (GO): folic acid-containing compound biosynthetic process; tetrahydrofolate interconversion
Cellular component (GO): mitochondrion
Molecular function (GO): 5-formyltetrahydrofolate cyclo-ligase activity
Source: RefSeq, a predicted model, not a curated record
AUGAUGACAAACUUACCACUCAAAGAAGUGAAACGUCAAUUGCGUAAAAAACUCAAGUCCAAUUUAAAAACUGUUUCCCAAGAUUCAUUAAUCAAACAAUCUCAUCUAAUACAUCAGAAUCUAUUGAAUCAUGAAUAUUUCAAAACUGCAAGCAACAUAGCUGUGUUUAUGAAUAUGCCUGAUCUGGAAGUUAAAACAAUGGAAAUUAUUGAAAGUUGUUUCACAUUGGAUAAAUCUGUGUAUCUACCACGAUGUAACUAUGUUUCUUCACCAGGGAGAAAGUCAAACUAUAUGUCAUUGCUUAAAAUGACUUCCAUUGAAGCGGUUCAUCAACUUCAACCACAGGGGAAAUACCAACUCUUGGAACCGGUAAGUGGCGUGGAUGUCAUGGAAACUGGAAAUUUAGAUCUAGUAAUUGUUCCCGGUGUAGGAUUUGAUAAAAAUAAGAAUCGUAUGGGUCAUGGUGCUGGCUUUUAUGAUGAAUUUAUCACUACUUUCCAUAAUAAAUUCAAUAAAAAACCAUACUUGUUAGGCGUUGCGUUACAAGAACAAAUUAUUGAUUGUAUUCCUACAGAACCACAUGAUUGGAAAUUAGAUUCAAUAGUUACUUCUACAAAUGUCUAUUAA